UUCUUCUUCUUUCUCUGGAGGUCUAUGAGAAGAGUGUCGAAUUUGGUCAACUAAAAAUGGAAUUCGCUACGUGAGGCUUAUUUGAUCGAUUAUUCGUUUCGUAAUGUUUAUGUUGUUACACAUUCUGAUAUAGGUGGGUGCACGUGGCAUUCCAGUAACUUUGAGAAAAACGAUUUUAUAUCAGUUGUGUCCGUCGUUCACACGCGAAUCUGCCCUCUCAUUGGCUAGAAUGUUCCCACCUGAUCGCGCCUCCCUUCUACCUUUGCGGACAUGUAAUUCCAUUGUUAGAGCGGUCAGUCGACUAUCUUGUCAAUAUAGAUAAUAUUUGAUUUAAUACAUGUCUUGACUCCCUCCUCUUUAUGUGCUGCGCCAUUUCGUGCAGGGUGUAACCAGUUUCUUAUAGCUACAAGAAGUCUACAUCAGCACUAUAUUGACAGAUUUUGCUGAAAUAUAAGUCAUUUUAACCUUUAAGCUCCUGUAUAAGUCGUGGGGCGAAGUUCUGCGUUCUGAGAGGGUGCUGAUGAAGUUGUAGUUUUUGCUGAGAGCACCCAAGACACCUGGCCGCACACACUGGCCCUGCGCUCAGUGUCAGAACUGACUGACUGACAGACGAUCGCCCUGCACACAGACACUAUGGAUCUGUCCCCCACCACCAGCAGCCUGAUGGCCAGCAACGUGACCAACAAGACGGACCCGCGCUCGCUCAACUCGCGGGUCUUUAUCGGGAACCUCAACACACUCCUGGUCACCAAGGCAGACGUGGAGGAAAUCUUCAGCAAGUAUGGCAAGAUCGUGGGCUGUUCUGUGCACAAGGGCUUUGCCUUUGUCCAGUUCGCCAACGAGAGAUGUGCCCGGGCCGCUGUAGGGGCUGAGGAUGGACGCAUGAUCGUGGGACAGGUGCUGGACAUUAACUUGGCUGGAGAACCCAAACCCCACAGGUCAAAGACCGCAAAGCGCUCGGCGGGAGACAUGUACAGGUCUGAUUCAAUUAGUCCCACAUUUGAUCUGGACUAUGACUUCCAGAGAGAUUACUAUGACCGAGUGUACUCGUACCCAUCCCGUGUGCCCCCUCCUCCUCCACCCUUGUCCCGAGCAGUGAUCCCAUCCAAGCGCCCGCGGGUCAGCAUGACUGGAGGGGGUAGCCGCUGCACCAAGGCCAGUUUCUCCUCUUCCUCCAAGAGCAGCCAGAGGGCAUCCUCAAGAACAAUGAAAACAGAUGACCUGCAGACCAUCAAGAAGGAGCUGACAAUGAUUAAACACAAAGUAGACUACCUGCUGGAGAGCCUAGACCGCAUGGAGAAGGACCACAGCAAGAAGUCAGAUGAGAAGGGUGCAAAGCCUGAGCCUGGAGAGGUUUCCUCACAGCAGCACUGCAGCAACAAGGAGGAGAGCAUCAAGAGGGAGAGGGAGGAUCUCAACGACUCUGAGGAGGAGGGGGAUCUGCUAGAAGAGGAGGAGGUGAAGAGUCAACAAAGAGAGGAGGAGGAUGAUGAUGAAGAGGAGGAAGGAGAGCAUGUGGAUGGAGACGACGAUGGUGACAGUGUCAACGGAGAUGAGGACUCUUAGACCACACGCAGACUGAUGCACACUUGUACAGACAACACAUCCACAUGGCUUCCAGUGGCUCCUCCGACUCCUAUUUUAAUACCCGCACUACUACGAAACGUGAGAAAACGUCAAUGCACACACUCAGAGAACACCUGCCCCCACUACCACCCUUCCGUUGUCCCACAGGUCUUUUAUUUUUCUUGAUGCAAUUUAGUUUAUCCCUGUUUCAUCCCACUCCUAUCAUUGUGUUAUUCAUUUAGAAUUGUCUUGCAGCCAGGUACAUUGAAACUAGAUGUAGAGAGAGAGCGGUAUGAAGUGAUUUGCUGUGCUACUGUUCCUCUUUUGACCAGCAGAGAGCAGAAAUGGCUGUUCUCUGACCUGAGCCACAAGUCAAACCACCACAUUGGCUUUACUAGCAUUGGUAAUCAAGCGAUGACGACAACUUUUAAAGAUUUAGUGAAUGUUUAAAGAAAAAUCUUCUUUUUUUAAAUUGCCCACUUGAGUUUGUAUGUUCCUGAUUUUCAUGUCAUUAUUCUUUUAUACUACUUGGUCUAAGUUGUACUGUAAUAAUAAAUUGCAAUUAAAUACUCAAA
Messenger RNA from Salvelinus fontinalis (brook trout), 2141 nucleotides. RefSeq names its product heterogeneous nuclear ribonucleoprotein C-like. The transcript has 9 exons. Bases 634 to 1566 code for a protein of 310 amino acids. The record is from RefSeq and is a predicted model, not a curated record. NCBI's taxonomy places the organism in Eukaryota, Metazoa, Chordata, Actinopteri, Salmoniformes, Salmonidae. Gene Ontology annotation, cellular component: nucleus. Gene Ontology annotation, molecular function: RNA binding.